Echinococcus granulosus is the source of this 1950-nucleotide messenger RNA. RefSeq names its product Polypeptide N-acetylgalactosaminyltransferase 5. The transcript has 11 exons. Bases 1 to 1950 code for a protein of 649 amino acids. The record is from RefSeq and is a predicted model, not a curated record. Gene Ontology annotation, cellular component: Golgi apparatus. NCBI's taxonomy places the organism in Eukaryota, Metazoa, Platyhelminthes, Cestoda, Cyclophyllidea, Taeniidae.
AUGUGCUUAUCGCAGGCUUCGUCUUUGCCUAGCACUCACAUUGAUUGCGUGCAGACUAGGGCUAAGCUGGCCCUAACGUUGCCUUUUGCGCCCGUGUGGGUCGUCAGUUUUCAUUUUUUGUAUAAAAACAUGGGUUUCGGUAUGCUCUUUUAUCUCCUUAUCACCCUGAAGGACAUAUGUAUUUACUCGGACGACGCGACCGAGAAAGGAAACCAGGAGGAUCUUCAGAAACAGCAGUAUCAGGGUGGCCUCUUCGGUGGGUUGAGUGGUCGGGGCGUGGCGGCGCUCCUUGCUCGCCUUGGGGGUGGCGGUGGCGGCUCACUGUCCCUUCUGGGCGAGGGCGGUAAGCCUGUUCGUCUUCCCGCCAGCCUCAUGGCCGACUCGAAAGCUAAAUUCGGCCUCAAUCAGUUUGAUGUUGUGGUUAGUAAUCUCAUUAGUGUCAAUCGCUCCCUCCCCGACGUGCGACACCCAUCAUGUCGAGACAGUGACCUGGCGAAAAUGGCGGAGAAGUCGGGUCUAAACACGAGUGUGAUUAUCGUCUUCCACAAUGAGGCCUGGUCCACCCUCCUCCGCACCAUCCACUCCGUCCUCAAUCGAUCACCACCGAAAUUACUGCAGGAGGUUAUUCUCGUUGACGACGCUAGUGAUCGCGGUAAGUUAUUUUAUUUGAUGAUUCUACAUUUUGAUGACUACCUGGGUGCUAGCCUGGAGACCUAUGUGGACGCGUUGGGAGCGCGGGUACGACUGCUACGCUUACACGAGCGCUCUGGCCUCAUUCGGGCGCGUCUCGCGGGUGCAUGGGAGGCGCGGGGUAGCACCCUCACCUUCCUCGAUGCCCACUGCGAGGUAACCGUGGGUUGGCUGGAACCCCUCAUUGCCCACGUUUUCAUUAACCCUCAUUCCGUUGUCUGUCCUGCCAUCGAUGUCAUCUCCGACACUACCUUCGAGUACCUCCAAAGCACGGAAAAGACGUGGGGUGUAUUCGGUUGGGACCUCCUCUUCGACUGGGAUGUCGUCUCUCCCCGAGAGGAACUCAGGCGCCAUCACAACCCCACCAUGCCCAUUCGCACGCCUGCAAUGGCCGGUGGACUUUUUCUCAUUCGACGAGACUACUUCUAUAGAGCAAGUUACUCGUUUUCCUGCCCUCUAUCACAGCUGGGCGCCUACGAUGAGGGCAUGGAGGUGUGGGGCGGUGAGAACGUGGAGAUGUCGCUGCGCGUGUGGCAGUGCGGAGGCGAGCUGCUCAUCGUACCCUGCAGUCGGGUGGGCCACGUCUUCCGUAAGGUCUCGCCGUACUCAUGGCCUGGCGGUGUCACCCACGUCCUCCACCGUAACCGCGUCCGUACGGCCCGCGUCUGGUUAGACGAGUUCAUCGAGUUGCCCUUCACCCUUGACCCCUCUCUACGAACAUUUGAAUACGGUGAUGUGUCUGAGAGAAUUGCCCUCCGACGACGCCUCAAGUGCAAAAGUUUCUCCUGGUACCUCCGAAACAUCUUUCCUGAAUCCAACAUACGGCCACACAUCACACGGCUUGGCCAGAUACGGAACCCAGUUCACGAACUGUGCUUCGAUACUGGCGGUGGGCGUAAGGGUCAGAUGAUCGCCGCGGUGGCGUGUCGCGGUGUUGGUAGUGGUAGUGGUGGCAGUGCACAGCAGACCUUCUCGGUGUCCACAGCAGGCGAGCUGACUGCCUCUGUGGGCUGCUUGGGUGCACGGCACAUCCACGACAACCUCAUUCUAGGUCAGUGUGACGGUGACGCCGGUGCCUUCCAAAAGUUCGUCUACGAUGAGCAGACAAAGCAUAUCCUUCACGUCUACUCCAACCUUUGUGUUCGUGUGGACACAACACGGCGAGAGCUGCCCUUGUUUCUUGACAAUUGUGCCACAAGCGACGAAUUCGUUUGGGAAUUACCACCCCAUUUCUACAAUCAGACUUCCCGAACCCAAUAG